AUGGCGAACCAAAUUACUAGCUCCAACGAUGACGAGAUCUCGUACAGUCACGGUCACGGUGACCCCGACCUCCAGGUCAAAGUUCAAGACUGCACCUUCCACGUCCACAAGACGGUCCUGAUGGAGACGUCCGACUACUUCCGCGCCAUGUUGGAAAGUGGCAUGAGAGAAAGUCGGGAAAACUCCGUCCAACUUCAAGGUUUCACGGCAGAAGCCUUUCAGAUCCUUCUGGACUUUCUGUACGAAUCCAAGCCAGUCAAAAUGGACGAUAAACUACACGGUGUUCUUGAGAUGGCACAGUUUCUCCAGAUGCGGCCAGUUCUGGACUAUAUCAAGAGUAAACUCAGCUGUGAGAACUGUGUCCAUCUGUACAUGCUGGCUGAUACCUAUGUGAUCAGCGAUCUGAAGGAAGAUGCAGCACAGCUCAUGGGGGACAAUUAUCUCAAGUUUCUUCGCUCGGAAGUUUUCGAAGAGCUGAGGGAGGAACAGCGAGAAGAGGUUCGGAAGACGCGCUUCAGACACCAGAAGUUCUUGUGUGGUGUGAACACGGGGUAUGUGACGUGGCCCGAGCCAGGUCCCAGGGAAUUCAUGUAUUACGACAGCUCAAAGGACGUCUGGAAAUUGUUGACUCAAAAGCCCGAACAGGCCUGCAGACGGGGAUGGGGCGUGGCCGUCCUGGACAACUACAUUUACGUCAUGGGGGGGUACAGCACUCCGAGGUCUAUCCAUCCUUCCGGCGACGGCGACGUUCAAGCCUACAACUUCUGCUACGAUCCUGUGAAGAACAAGUGGACGGAGGAACGCGCGAUGAACGAAGCCAGGGCUUAUUUUGGCGCAGUGACUCACGAUGACUCGGUCUACGCCAUAGGCGGGUUUCAAUAUCACUUUCCUGUGCAGACAAUGGAGAGAUACAUCCCUGAACAGGACAGGUGGGAGUUCAGACGGUCCUUACCUGGAGACUGGACUAACUACGAUCUAGCUGUCGUCUGCAAGGGAGACAUUUACGUCAACUCGGAAGAACGAUGGGAGGAAACGUUCUCCCUUCUGAAGUACGUAACAAGCAUCAACCAAUGGGAGAUUGUUUCUGAGCUGCCCAGAAAACGGGACAAGAACAGUAUGGUGGCGGUGGGAGAAACCAUCUACCUUCUCGGUGGACUUGUUCCCGGUGUAGACUGCUUCAACGUCACAACGAAACAGUGGUUCGUACUUGAAGACCACCCGGCCACAGAGGCUAUUCACUACGAGAAGGGCUGUACGGAAAUGGACGGGACGAUCUACGUGUUAAACGGUGAUGACAUGGCAUGUUAUAUCCUGGAAGCGCAGACUUGGGUGCAGGGGUUGUCAGCCUUCCCGGGAGGGGUCAACACCAACAAAGCAAUCGUCGUGCAUCUGCCACCUGAAGGGCAAGUUUUGUAGUUCUGUGAUGGUCUACAAGACCUCUCUAGCUUGACGUUUCCACUCACUGAAAUAGUCCACCAGCAGUACGUUUACCACGUGUAAAACUAGCUAUAGGUAUGUAUGUGUAGGGUACGUACCUUCAAAUAAGAUGUACUCCAAUGCGGGUCCAAAUUGGACUGCUGGUUGUAGCCGGCUGGUCGACGAAGGUAUAGGAUUGUUGAACUCCUGUUUUCUACA
This is a messenger RNA of Branchiostoma belcheri (Belcher's lancelet), 1635 nucleotides long. Its product is annotated as kelch-like protein 26. The coding region runs from base 1 to 1416 and encodes 471 amino acids. NCBI's taxonomy places the organism in Eukaryota, Metazoa, Chordata, Leptocardii, Amphioxiformes, Branchiostomatidae. The transcript has 2 exons. The record is from RefSeq and is a predicted model, not a curated record. Gene Ontology annotation, molecular function: protein binding.